Molecule: messenger RNA, 724 nt
Organism: Hyaloscypha bicolor E
Lineage: Eukaryota; Fungi; Ascomycota; Leotiomycetes; Helotiales; Hyaloscyphaceae
Exons: 1
Coding region: 158-658 (166 amino acids)
Source: RefSeq, a predicted model, not a curated record
GCUGUAUCGUUAGAUAUUUUCGGUCCCGAACCCCUGUCUCACCAGAAUAUAACGAUAUCCUCGCGAUAUCGUUAAUUUUUCUCGGUCCCGAGGCAAUAGUUAUAUCGAGGUUCUGCUGUAUCGCCCAUCUCAAGAAUCUCAUUAUAUUUCAUCGGUCAUGAAUCUUUGCUCAUCUCUAUCUGUUAUUGUAAACCAGAGCUUUGAUCAAGGAAAAGCAUACCGAGAACCGAAUUUCCAGUCCCAGUUCCAGUCCCAAGAUUCUUGUUUUUGGUCUGUAAGCAUGAUGACAUCCUCAGAUAUAAAAGUGAUGCAUCACUUUUUAACUUGCAAGGGCUACCCGCGAAGUAACACGGGGACAAGCCACUGCCUCCCAAGAACCUGGAAUGGCCCGCGCAUAUGGAGGAGUCCGCUCCCUCUUGCGGGGCCAUAUAUUCCAUACAUUCAACAACAAUGCUAUAUCGGGUGGGCACCGAGAAUAAGUGUCACCGACGGCACUCCCGUCCCAUAUUUUGUACUCGCUACAUCUCCUGCCUUCCCUUCCGUCGUCGCAGAAGCACGCAACCGUGUUGCGAAACAAGUUGUCGGAAACUUGGAAGCCAUAGAAGCAGCAGAGAACCCAUUUUGCAUUGAAAAGCCCCGCUCUCUCUCGGGAUCCUGACCAGACGAUUGGCACCGCAGGAAUAAUCCGACCCGGUUCCAAGAUGGCCGGUUUCCUCGGAUCCAG